AUGUGUGCCACUCAACGUCGGGGGGCAGUCUAUCAAUCCAGUAACCCCAACUCACAGUUCUUCUCGGCGUCACAGAGUCUCCGGCGCGGAAAUCGAGCUCGGCAUUCCGACUCCCUCUCGCCAUCUUACGAUAACCUCGAUUCAUCCGGGUCGUUACAGGGCGAUGACAGAUUUAUAUACAAUGCCAUCAGAGUCAACACCCCAAAUGAAUCCCACUCUCGCUUCUAUGCCUCCUUCACUCAUGAGAAUCCCGUCCACGAACCAGGUCUUGCAGUAAACAUGGCCAUGUUCGUUCCAACUGGUUCACAAGACGGGCCCUCCCCAUCCGGCAGUCCAUCCAAGAGAAGAAGACCAGCUCGAAUAGCCAAAAAACCCGGCCACCACUCGAAAAUGUUCUCGGAUCAGUAUGUGCAGACCCCACGCCGGUUCAAGCCGUCCUUAAAUGGAUCAACCAUAAAGCCAACAACCUCUCACCGGUCACUUCGCACGGCCGUUUCCCUCGGAGCAAAUGAUGACAACUCACACAGACCGAGAUGGCCCGCGAAUAUGGGAGCUGCAGUGACGCCUGUCCAACCUCGAUACCCACCACCAGAAAGAACCCCUACACCUCCCGGUCUUCCCUCCUUCGGUACUCCCGAGGCAAUGCGUUACUCUGCGCGGUUUAUGGCCCGAGACAACAAUACACGCCUGAGUCGACAUGCUGGUCAUGCUGAUGAACGAACAAGCCCGUACAUUGACUGUUUGAGACGAUUUUUUGGUUUAUCUUCUUCGGCGUCGCGUAUCAGUGGGCUUUCUGUUGUUGGGAUUGGAAGAGCUGAAGACGGAACACUCGUGCAGGGUCGGUUUCCGUAUCGACAGAGUGGCCAUGGAAUGAGUGUAGCGCGGCAAUUGAAUGAACAUCCGUUUCAUGAACGCUUUCUUCCUGUGGCGAGCCCCGCCGUUGUCUACCCUGGUCGCGAGGCCGAUGUCGAAGCUGCAUACGUGAAGGAGACUUCUCGUCGCUCUAACAGACUUGUUCAACCGUUGGUCAAUUCUUCGCACGGACGACUUUUAUCUCCCGGUAGUCCUCUUCCUUCGAACCCGGCUCCUGUUACGGUCCGUCGACCUGGGCAACCAAGGCCGUCGGCACUUCUCCACCUACCACGCAAUUUGUACGGUCUAGACGGAUCACCCAGAAGUGCUGCACCUGCAGUGCCGGUGGAAAGCUCUGGUCUAGGAAUAAGGGCACUCGGAGACCACUAUCCAUCCAACCCCUCGCGUCUACAAUCCGUCCUUACAAUGGCUGUCCGUGGCGGUGGAGACAACGAGCCUAACACAGGCAGGUCGGUGUGUCCAAACGCCCUAUCCUGGGUCAACCCUCAAACAUGUCUGAGCUGCUGUUUGGGCGGCACUGACAACGAGGAAGCCGAUGAGCCCCUCGAUGUGGUCAGCUCUCGGGAUACAUAUACUACUGCCAGGAGCCAGGUAUUGCUCGUCGAAUCUCAGAAUGAACCAUCUACCGGGGAUAAACGUUCCGGAUACUGUGGCCUUCGGUCUUGGGUCUCUUCUAUGUACAACCCCACUGUUGUAUAG
This is a messenger RNA of Penicillium canescens, 1572 nucleotides long. RefSeq lists its product as uncharacterized. The record is from RefSeq and is a predicted model, not a curated record. Lineage: Eukaryota; Fungi; Ascomycota; Eurotiomycetes; Eurotiales; Aspergillaceae. The transcript has a single exon. Bases 1 to 1572 code for a protein of 523 amino acids.